AUGCUUCAAAAUUUGCCGUUCACAUUAAUCACGGUUGCAAUCAUUUCAGGUACAGACCAUCAGACCAUAAUCGAUAUUUUGGGUCGUCGAACCAGUGCAGAGCGUCUUGCAAUACGUCAAGCCUAUGCUGCAAUCUCCAAGAAGGCAAGUACUUGGGGAAAGAAUUUUAUUUUUUUACUAUCUUUCCUCUCUCUCUCUCCUUCUGUGUCACACUGUAGGUCCAAGGAGACGCGCGGAAAAAGUCUUGGGCAGGCCCUAUACAACGAUCUGAGGGGCGAUUUCCGUGAUUUGGCUAUCACUCUGGUCAAAACGCCGUGGGAGAUCAUGGCAGACGCGAUGUACAAAGCAAUGAAGGGUGCUGGAACUAAGGAAAGGGUUCUUAACGAAAUUCUUGCCGCAUGUUCACGUGAUGAUAUCCCGGAGGUGAAGAAGGCCUAUGAAGAGGCCUAUCCAAAGCAUACACUCGUUAAGGAUAUAAUAGGAGAUACUUCUGGUGAUUAUCGAGAUGCUCUCCUUCUAGUUUUGGAGGGACAGAUGGACGAGCCGUCUCCAAUUCAAUUGAAGAAACUUUGUCCGGAGAAUUUGAGCACUGUAAUCAAUUCUGAAGUGGCCCAUUUUGACGCGCAACUGAUUUAUUCUAAUGGAGAAGGGCGAUUAUUGACACCAGAAAAUCGAUUUAUGCGACCAAUAAUCAAUCGGUCUCCAUGGCAGCUCUACCAAUCCAAUGGGGUUUAUGUGGAAGCCCACGGACACUCGAUUUAUGAUGCUAUUAAAAAGGAAACGUCGGGUGAUUUUAAGAAUUUCCUUCUAUGUAGAGUCCGCUACGCCCUCGACCGACCAACUUUUUAUGCAAAACUUCUUCACUUUGCUAUUGCUGGUCCCGGAACAAGGGAUGCUACCUUGCAACGAGUUUUAGCAAUGAGAGCUGAUAUUGAUCUAGGAACCAUAAAAGAGAGAUACGAAGAGCUCUACAAAGAACCCCUUUCCAAAGCGAUAACAGAGGAUACCUCGAAAUAUUAUCGCAAACUCUGCCUCAAAUUGGUCGCUUCUUAUACGGACGUUUGA
Messenger RNA from Rodentolepis nana, 1065 nucleotides. Lineage: Eukaryota; Metazoa; Platyhelminthes; Cestoda; Cyclophyllidea; Hymenolepididae. The record is from the annotation of a GenBank genome assembly.